Molecule: messenger RNA, 1755 nt
Organism: Trichomonas vaginalis G3
Lineage: Eukaryota; Parabasalia; Trichomonadida; Trichomonadidae
Product: ankycorbin family
Exons: 1
Coding region: 1-1755 (584 amino acids)
Molecular function (GO): actin binding
Source: RefSeq, a predicted model, not a curated record
AUGUUUUUGAAUUACGAUCGAAAUAACGAAGAACAGACACAUAAACUUGUUGAUUUCAUCGAAAAUCAUGUUUAUACCGGUUUACGCGAAUUAUCAACAAACAUUUUUCUUCGACCACAAAAAGUCAAAGAUUACGUUCAUUUAUACUCAUUAUUAUCACGAAACAUUAAGAUUAUUUCAUGUCACAACUUUGUCUGCACACCAAUUUUUUCACAUUAUUUAAUCAAAGAAGGAAUUUGUUCGGAAUUCGAAGCGAAACAGUUAUCUGCAAGAUUGCCAAAUCAAUCAGAUAUGUUUUAUUUACAUUCAUUUUCUGAAUUCAUUAAUUCUUCUAACUGCCAACUUCCAAAUUCUCAUGAAAUUGAGUUCAUUGAAUCAUUUAUUGAAGAUGACUUAAACAAAUUGGUCGAACUCACAUCAGCCACAAACUUCGACUAUUCUCAUAAAAUAUUCCAAGACGGUAAGAGUGUUUCACUGAUCAACUUAUCUGCAAUGUAUGGUGCAAUUAAAUGUUUCAAGUAUCUUUUAGUUCAUAAUCCAGAUUUACAAGAUAUUUGUAAUUAUGCUGUUGUUGGUGGUAACACAGAAAUCAUCCGUAUUCUUAAACAAGCAGGUGUUAAUUUCAAUGAUACAUCAAUUGUUUCAUUAUACUUCCGUCGUGAUGAAUUAUUUGACUGGCUUCGUUCCGAAACAACCGAAGAUAACAACCAAGAAAAUCAAAACGGAAAUCAAAACCAGAAUCAAAAUCAUAUUGAAUACUCUAUUACAGAAACACUUUCUAUCAAAGCAAUUUAUUCAUUGACAAAGAAAAAUCCACUUCUUUGUAUCAAUGACUGGUUAUCGGUUUUUACAUUAGAUGGUUUAGUUGAACCAGUCCGAGAACUCUCAAAGAACUGCAUGUUUUCAAACUCUCUUUUCUUUUUGAUUCGAGAUGAAGAAUCACUCAACAAUUUACUUUUGAAAGCUCCACAAAAGUACUUCAAUAAAUUAAUUUCUUAUUCAAUAUCAAAAGAAUACUUAUUCCAUCUCCGAUUUCUCAUUCAUCAUCCUAAAUUUGAUUACAUCAAAAUUGAUAAAAACAUAAUAACAGAAAUUAAUAAUAGAUACAAAAAUAUUUAUGAUGAAAUUCAAGCCAUUAUUAGUUCAGUAAUCUCACCAGAGAAAGCAUAUCAGAAUUUCUUGCAUAACCUUCCCAUCAAUGAAAAUAUUGUUUUUGAUCUCAUGAAACAUUGUAUUCAAAUCAAUGAUAUAUUGACAUAUAAUGAAGUUUCAAAGAAAUAUUCAUAUGUCAAUUUCUCACUAGAGCAAUUACUUGAAUUACUUAAAUUUUCACCAUUUACAUGGUCAUUUGCAUCAAAAAAGAUUGUUGAAAAAGAACCAGAUGGAUCAGUUUGUAUUCCAUUAACAAGAUAUUAUUUUAUUUCAGAAGAUAAUGGUAUUAUUCCUGCACAAGUUGCCGAUAUCAUUAUGAAAGAUCCCGAAUUACAAUCACAACUUACAGCAUAUGAUUGUAUCAACUUGUUAUCAAUGAUUCAACUUGAAUACACAGAUAUUUCUCCCUUGAUUUCUCUUUUAACAAAGUUUGGAUUGAUUAGCGAUCCAGAUUAUGUUUCAAGACUUUACCUAAAGAAUGAUAUUCAAGAAAUUGUUUAUCAAUCACCUCAAAUUGAUCAACUCAUUAAAGAAGAUGUUGACAACUCUAUAAGCAUCAUUCCUGUUCAACCGAUGUUUAUCAAAAAAAGUCAAUGGAACUGA